GGGCGUUAUAUUAUUUUAAAAGCUUGCAUCCAAGAUAAAGACUAUGUGCUGAUUAAUGUUUAUGCGCCGAACAAAGAUAAAGACCAAGUGAAUUUUUUCAAUAACCUACUUUCAAUUUUGCAAAAUGAAAAUCUGGAUUCUUUGGAUAACAUCAUACUAGGAGGAGAUCUAAAUUGUCCACUCGAUCCAUUACUCGACAAAAAAGGCGGAGCAAGUACAAAAAGGAAGUCAGUUAUCUCUUGUGUCGAAGAUUUCAAAAGUAAAUUAGAUUUAGUGGAUAUCUGGAGAUCCAAAAAUCCAGAGGCAAAAAGUUUUACGUGGAGUCAAAAAUCUCCCCCAGUGUUUUGUCGUCUCGAUUACUGGUUGAUAUCUAACAACCUGAGCGAUUUUGUUGAAUUGACCGAAAUAAUCCCGGCUGUACGAACAGAUCAUGAUGCAAUUUCUUUAGAACUCGGAAAGCUAGAGGGCGAAUUGAAAGGGCCAGGAAACUGGAAAAUGAACUGCUCUCUGUUAGAUGAUGAAGAUUACGAAGAAGAUAUAGCCAGGAUCAUUCCACUUUGGGUAGCGGAAGGACAGAAAGAAUUUACAGAUAAUCGAAUGAUAUGGGAUUGGAUUAAAUAUAACAUAAGAGCUCAUGCUAUUCAAUACUCUAAAAGAAAGGCAAAAGAAAGGGGGAAAAAGGAACUUGACCUUCAGGAGGAAUUAACUAAAGCAAAAAGUAAACUUGAAAAUAAUCCAAACGACCAUAACAAAACCUAUUAUAACGUAGUUCAGGAGAAGUUGGAGUCAUUUUACGAAGAAAAAACCAAAGGCGUAAUAAUACGAGCACGUGCUAGAUGGCAUGAACAUGGAGAGAAAAGCACAAAAUAUUUUUUAAACUUAGAAAAAGGAACCACGUUAAGAAGCAUAUAAGAAAAACUGUGCAUAAAUGGUAAAAUUACAACGGAUCCGCACUGUAUACUAAAAGGACAAGAGCGUUUUUACAGAGAAUUGUACAAAAGCAGCAUUAAGAGUCCCAAUACAGGAGAGAAAAUAUCUUCAUUUUUGAACGAUGUGAAUAUUCCCCAACUUUCAGAGGAGGAAAAAAAUUCCUGUGAAGGAUUAAUUUCUCCAGAAGAAUGUUCUGAACUCUUGGAUAGCUUUCAGAGUAAUAAAUCCCCUGGAAAUGAUGGCAUUCCAGCUGAAUUCUAUAGAAAAUUUUGGCCUUUAAUAAGCGAAAGUUUUAUCAGGUGUGCAAAUGAAUGCUUCGAAAAAGGGGAAAUGUCAUGCUCACAAAAACAGGCUGUAAUUACUCUGCUUGAGAAAAGCGGAAAAGAUCGCACUCUCCUCGAAAACUGGCGGCCAAUAUCUCUUGUUAAUGUAGAUACGAAAAUUAUGUCCAAGGUGAUCGCAGCAAGGGUUAAAAAGGUGUUACCCAGUAUCAUUCACUACAACCAGACUGGUUAUGUUAAAGAUCGUUUCAUUGGUGAAGCAAUACGUUCUAUUUUCGAUAUUAUGGACUUCACAGCUAAGGAAAACAUCCCAGGUUUACUGCUGUUUAUAGAUUUUCAAAAAGCUUUUGAUAGUGUGGAAUGGGAAUUUCUCAUUGAGAGUCUUAAAAAGUUUAACUUUGGUCGAGAUUUCCUUCAAUGGGUGAAAACCUUUUAUAACAACAUUCAAAGCUGUGUUAUAAACAAUGGCGUUAGUUCUAACUUUUUUACUCUGGAACGCGGUGUUAGGCAGGGUGAUCCACUCUCUCCUUACUUAUUUAUAAUUGCUGUAGAAACUUUAGCAAUUGCUAUAAGGCAAAAAGAGUCAAUUAAAGGAAUCACAAUAAGAACUGAGGAAACUAAGCUUCUACAGUUUGCAGACGAUACAACCGCUGUGUUAGCUGACACAAGCUCGGCCGCAAGAUUAUUUGAACUACUUAACAAAUUCGAAAUUCUCUCUGGACUCAAGAUUAACUGUUCAAAAACUGAAGGUAUGUGGAUUGGAUCUAAGAGACAUUAUAAAGAAAAACCAUUCGGUAUUAAAUGGCCGGACGAGCCAAUAAAAGCUCUAGGUGUAUAUUUUACUUAUAACCAAAAAUUGCUUAAAGAAAAGAAUUUUAUAGAACGACUGGAUUCAAUUAAAAAACUUAUUAAUAUAUGGUCCGCUAGAGGCCUGUCGAUAUACGGUAAGGUGACAAUAAUCAAAUCUUUUCUUAUCCCUAAGUACAUUUACAUUUGUUCGAUCCUUCCAACUCCCAAGGAAUUACUAAAAGAAUUGAAUAAAAUACUGUUUAAAUUUCUCUGGAAAGGUGUAGAUAAGGUAACAAGAGCUUCAGUUAUAAACGAAUACGAAGAGGGAGGGCUAAGAAUGGUUGAUCUCGAGUGCAUGGUUAAGUCAUUGAGAUUAGCUUGGUUAAAACGUAUCUUCAGUGGGACUAAUGGAACUUGGAAAAGCUACCUACAACACAUACUGAGCUCCGUUGGGGGAUUGUUCUUUUUUAACUGCAACUACAAUAUCUCGGAUUACACAAUUCCUUCUCAAUUUUAUCAGGAACUUUUGUUAUGGUGGUCGCAAUUUCGUGAAACGUUUGCCACUGAGGAAGAUUGGAAAACGAUCAUCUGGAAUAACAAAGAAAUAAAAGUAGAAAACAAGCCGGUUUAUUAUAAACAUUAUGUUAAUGCGAGUGUCAUUUGCAUUCAGGAUCUUUUAUUUAGUCUGAACAGUACUGAUUCUUAUAAUCAACUGUCUAAAAAAAUAUGCAAAACAAAUAUUUUAGAAUGGGCUGGCUUACGCAGGUCCAUUCCAUUGUCGUUAAGAAGUUAUGACAGGUAUCCUUCCAUAAACUCACCAACAGUUGUGGUGGGUGACAAUAAUUUUGAUGUUACGAAAGGGAAAUCAAAGGAUUACUACAACCUACUCAUCAGAGAAAAAGCUAAACCGCCCAAUAUUAUUCAAAAAUUACAGAGUAACUUUAAUUUUAACAGCGACAAUCUGAAGCAAAUAUUUAAGCUGCCACACUCUAUCGCUGUCGAAUCGUAUGUUAAAGCCUUCCAGUACAAAGUAAUUAACUCAAUUCUUUACACAAAUACAAAGUUGUAUAAAAUAGGUUAUAGGACAAAU
Porites lobata is the source of this 3090-nucleotide messenger RNA. NCBI's taxonomy places the organism in Eukaryota, Metazoa, Cnidaria, Anthozoa, Scleractinia, Poritidae. The record is from the annotation of a GenBank genome assembly.